GGGGGAGGAAAAUGCACAAACCACGUGGGUUGUAAGUCAAGCGUACUGGGGGAGGAGUCUACUAGCCUUUAGAAAAGGUGACGGCAUACAUGCGUACGUAUGACGUUCAAUCCUAUUGGCCAGUUCAAAAUGUACAAUGCGCAUGCGUACUUGCAGUCAUCAGGGUUCAACUAGUUUAAUAACUUUGAAUCUAUUACUAACUGGAAGUCUUACCAAUCGAUACUAGGCCUUAGUAUUAAACUUUUCAGAAUUCUAUGACUGAAUACGAUAUGGCUGAAUACCUUAAUAAUAAUCAGGGUGAUUAUUAUUGCUUAGACGACCUAGACUUCUUUAUUGCUACAUCUUCAAAUAAAUAUUUUACCGUUGACGAAAAACGCUUUCUUCUUUCAUAUAGAGAUAAAGCUAAUAACAUUAGAGAUACAACUUUUAAUGGCAUAUUGCAUCAUAUGUAUUUUAAUGCUGUAGAUAAUAAAGGGGAGACUAUUGACAUUGUUCUAAAAGUGAUUAAGGAACUUAAAUUGAAUCUCUGGACAAUGUUCAAGAAGAAAUUUCCAUUAUACGAAGUCGACUUUUCUCACGGUAGUUUCGCAACAAAUCUCAUAGCAUUCAUCAGAAUAACAGAAGCAGGAGCCUCUAACGGAACCACAGUAAUGGAAGACCUGUACCUCUUUCGGCCCCUCUUUAAAUUGUUUUUUGAUGAGAAUGAAGACUACGAUAAGUGGGAGGAAAAUUGGGAUGACAUGUCUAGAAAUCCUCUCAACUUCCGUGCGAUUCAGCUUCUGCAUCUUUAUAUGUGGUUCACUUGUCUCGUUGAACCUGAAUUGGCUGAAAUGGCCGUGCGAGUACUCUGGAGCUCUAUCCCAGAUGACCUUCUGACCAAGACAGAUAUCUUUAGUCUUUUUAAGGGAAUCAAUCGUAGAUACUAUCAGAAGAUAAAUGACCUAUGGCAUUGGUACUGCAAUCUAGUAAAUUAUGAGGAAACUUCUGAUAAGCGUCCAAGAUCUCUGAAACACCUUACAAGAUGCAUCAUCAGAAACAGAUUAAGAGACAACAUUAAGUUGCCCGAAGGAGUGGAAGAACUGGGCGUUCCCAAACAAGUCCAGAAGUAUUUACUUCUGAAAGAUUUCUACACGAUAGAAUGAAUACUUUAACUUGGAAUCAUUUAUUCAAAUUAUUUCAUGAAAGAUAUUAAGGACUAAUCUCGAAAGGAUUUGAAUGUUUGAAUUAUGAUUUCUCCAUAUGUUUUUGUUUCCUAUAAACACACUCUUUGCGCUAUUAGUUUCACUGUU
Messenger RNA from Parasteatoda tepidariorum (common house spider), 1289 nucleotides. Lineage: Eukaryota; Metazoa; Arthropoda; Arachnida; Araneae; Theridiidae. The record is from RefSeq and is a predicted model, not a curated record.